CCUAUUUUAAAGAGAAUGAGGACAUAGAUUAAAAGGAAUCAUUGAACUUAAAAAAAACUAAUAACAACAUUAAAAUAUUUUUGGUAUUACAGUUAAUGGUAUAAAACUGUGGAAUGGACUACAUUCAAAAAUAAAACAUUAUCCAAACAUUAGUAAGUGUAAAAAUAAAUAAAAGGAAGUAAUUGUCAAUCUUCACACAAAAACUCCCUGGAUUGAUUCUGUUGAUGAUGAAUGUAAUGAAUGCCUGUUUUUGUAAUGUAAGUACAUAAUUAUUUAUUAUGUAAUAUACAAUGAAAAAAAGUUUAUUUAUUUAUUUCUAAUUAACGCAAAUGUGUCUUAAGGAGUAGGAUUCAAUAAGGUAUAGCUGCUGCCCAUGUCACUUAUUUAUCUUCUGUCAAAUGAGCAAAUAAAUACUAAAAGCAUGAUUUAGCAAGGGUAUUGAUUUAUCUGUGGUUGUUUUUAUAAUAUGUCUGAAAUUAAUUAAAUAAAGUAAAAUAAGAUGUUUUAAACUAUGUUUGAAAUACAUUAAAUAAAUGUGCAUUUAUUAUUAUGCUUUUGUUUAAAAUGAACUAUACAAUGGGCACUAACAUUUGCAUUAUAAAAAAAAAAAAAAAAAAAAAAAGAUCUAAAUCACUUCACUUUUCCGUUCAAUCAGUUUUAUUUUGAAAUAACUACCGGAUGUGGGAAUUUUUUCUCAAUCUGUUCAAUGUGUCGUAAUAUCCGGUGAGCUACACCGACUCCUCGAACCACAAACUUUGUCAUACUCCUGCGCUUUCGUACAUUUUAAACGAAAAAUGCCAGCGAAACAGGCCAAGCCAGAGUUCAGUGAGUCUCAGGUGUCUGAGAUGUUACAAAGGCUUUACCAGCUGACAUCUUCAGAAAUCCGCUCCCUACCCAGCUAUGACGACCAGAACUUCUAUGUGGCAGCUGUGGAGGGCGGGGAGUAUGUCUUCAAGAUCAUGAACUCAGAGGACAGUAAGAACCCCGCCAUUAUUGAGGUGCAGACGUACGCCAUGUCCUUCCUCUGCCAGAAUGGACUCCCCGCUCAAACUGCCCUUCCCACCGUCUCAGGACAAGAGAUAAGUCUGGAAGAGAUGGAUUGUGGUUUUGGUUUACAGAAAUACUUGGUGCGUUUGCUGACGUACUUACCCGGAGUUACCAUUUCUAAAGUUCCUUUAUUGCCCAACUUGUUAUAUGAAACUGGAAAAAUGGCAGCAACAAUGGACACAGUUCUUCAAAAGAUGGAACAUCCUAAUAUCGGCAUUCUGCAGAGGGAGGGGUUCAUCUGGAGUCUCUCAAAUGUGCCCCUCUUAGAAGCAUACAUUGGUCCUUUAGAUGGAGAUCCCCUACAGGAGCUUGUCAAGUCAAUCAUUCAUCACUACAAAACAUCUGUGGAGCCCAAACGCCCCCACUUCCGCACAUGCAUUAAUCACGGUGACUUCAAUGACCUCAAUGUGCUUGUGCAAGCUAAUGAGAACGGUGAUUACAAGAUUUCUGGCAUCCUUGACUUUGGGGACAUGAACUAUGGCUACUACAUCCAUGAACUUGCCAUCACUAUAAUGUACAUGAUGACGGAGCACCCUGACCCCGUCCAGGUUGGUGGGCCCGUCCUUGCCGGCUGGGAAAGUGUCAUUCCGCUCAACGAGGUGGAGAAAGAAUGCCUUUAUCUGCUGGUAAUGUCCCGCUUCUGCCAGUCGCUGGUCUUAGCUCGUUACUCAGUGACUCUGCACCCAGAGAACGCAGAGUAUUUGAUGAUUACGUCCAGGAAGGGCGUCGAUAUUCUUAAAAAGCUUUGGAAGCUCGGAAAGGAGGAGGUGGAGAAGGUGUGGUUUCAAGGGGCUGCUCAGUUCAGUCACACAAAGUGACAAACAUUUUUUUGGUUAAAUUCUCCCAAAAAAAUGUUGAAGAAUUUCCUAUUUUUUUCAUUCCACAAUUGUGGAAUCGUUCAUUACUUGAUGAGUCAGCAUCUUUACACAACUCUAAAGUACAAGUGGAGAAAACUGCAAAAAGGUGGGUUAUUUUCAGAUUCAUUUUAUUACUUAUAUAAGGUUAUUUACAGUCAAUUGUUUUUCUCAAUUAAAGAAAACAUUUAAUUUGGGGAUACAAUAAAAUAGAUAGUACUUACAAAUCAGUAGGUACUGAUUUUUUAUCGGAGUUGUUACUCAAAGUAGAACUGAUACGGUAUUUCCUUCAGUGUUGUAUAUUUUAUUAUUUUUUUAGUGAUAUAUUUCAUUAGACGUUUAUCGAAGUAUUACAUUUGAACGGUUUAAUUAAAAAUGCUUACAUAUUGAAGUUAUUUUUAGCACUCCCACCAUUCAUUGCUUCAUUUUUUUAUGGGUGCAAAAGGGGACAAAUUCCAGCGGUCCAGAGUUAUAAAGUGUGCUGGCAAUGAUUAAAAGAGAGAAGUAUCAGAAAAACGCUUCACCUUGGAAAUAUAUAGUUUCAAAGCACAAAGCUUAGAGAUCAUCUGGUUUUUACAGUGUUUUCAGCAGUUUGUAUUAUUAUUUUAUUGUAAAAAAAGAAAAGUAACACUAGAAACACAUUAGUUUUGUCAUUAUCAUCCUCUCCUUUGCUUCCAUAACCUAAGGUCUGUCUCACACAAGAGAAGAGAUUCUUAAGUUGAAGUUGGUGCUUUACCUGAAUUCAUGAUUGAUAUGAUAUAACCUUGUUAUACUUUUCAAGUGACAAUGUUGUGAUUUUUUUGUGUGUGAUUAAUCUCCUCUAGGACAUUUUUUCUGUCCAAUUGUAAUUUAUGCUAUUUAAAUCAGAGAUUGUUUAUCAAACAGAGAAAGAUUCCUCCGAGUGAAUACUGAUUGAAGAUCUAACAUUGAUAAGAUAAAAUGUACGCCAGAUAACUCUUUGAAACUUGCUUUUUUAUACCAGAUUAUGCUUUAAUUCUGUAAUCAGGGUCAGAUUUAGUCAGUUUUUACUUGUCAUCAAGGAUGAAGUAUUAUUUUUUUGUUUACAACUUUGAUUUGGAUCAAAUAUUAAAUUUGAGUUUUCUGAAUUAUAAAAUAAAAUAUUUUUUUAUAAAUAUAUGUAAUGAAUAAUGUGGUUUUGUUACCCUGAAGAGUUUGUUGUUUUCCACCUGUGGCCUCUCUGUUUGAGUUGGUCUCUCUUGGUUUCAAGAAUAUUUCAUAACAUUAUAUAUUCAUAUGUGUUAGACUCCUACAAUCUGUACAAGUCCUGGUAAAAAGGAUGUGCUGCCCUCUUGUGGUUAAAUUGGUGCAUUACAAGUGGACUGUUAAGUGUUUUAAUAACUUAGUUACAAAAACAUCUUUACAGGUCUUGGAACUUUGAGGACUAUGCAACUAAUUUGACAUUUAUUCAUUUUUUUGACAUUAAUUCUUUUUUUUUUUUUUUUACAUCAAAAUGUAUUUGUAUUUAACAGGGUAUUUAUUAAAUCCUGAAACAGUGAACAAAAAUGUCCCUUUGCUAUACAUACUUGCACAUAUGUACUUACACAAAGUUCCUGACCAGUUUUUAGUCAUUUUGUCAUGUAUGGAUGAUUUUUGAUGAGUCCAUAAAUGUUUUUUUUUUCUUAAAAGAAUAUUUUAAAAUGUUGUUAAUUUUGUUAGUCUAAGUCAGGGGUAUUCUACCUUAGGUUUCACCGUUUCUUGGAUCUUUUGCUCCUUUGUUGUGGCUCUUUAACUAAAGAAAAACAAAAUGAUAACAAUAUAUUUUAUUUACAAAAAAAAGUUUUACUACUUUUAUUUUUAGUUAGAUUUGGAAUUAAUGGCUGUCGUCCUCCCACAACAGAAAGAAAAAACUUUGGAAUUUUUUUGUUUUUUUUUUACACUGUUGUUGACUUAAAAAAAAUAAAGAAGUCUUGGGUUGGUUCAAACUCCCAGUAAUAAGUGCCAAUCAGGAAAACAAAGGGUCCCAUUUGUGGAGGCUUUGACAUGACCCAUUUACAAAUUGGAACCCACAACCUCAGUGCAAAGUGGACGCUAAACCAUUAGACCAUUUAACUGGUAUACUAAAUGCAUCAUAUAAAUCAUAAAGUUAUUAAAUGUAUAUACUUAAAUGUAUAAGUCAAAUGCAAAACAUCAAUUUUACUGCCAGGUUUAUUCAUUGCAUAUUUUUUUCAGAUGUAAAGCUACUUCAAAGGGUGUUUUGUGUCUUUGAAUCUAAUUUAUUUGCUUGAUUUUGUGUUAAAGUGGUAAAAGGUAUAUUUUUUUUCAUAAACAAAAAAAAACAAGCUUCUAUUGAGGUAAAGAUACCUCUUGAAUUACAAACACUCACCUUAGAAAAGCUCCGCUGCGUUCAAUAACAGCUGGAACCACAAAACUUACCAUCUGCUUCUGGGAGAAAUCAAAGGAGAAUCUUCAAAAAGUUAGAUUUGCUGGUGUAUGACUUUCAGGUCUUUCAAGUCAGACUAAUGCAUUUUACAUGAUUCUUAAAAAAAAAAGGUAAAGUCUUUUGGAAAGAAAAAAAAUGUCCUGAAAAAUCAGUGUUUAAAAUAUUAGUUGUUAAAUAUUGACUAAUUAGACACAAAAAUACAAUUAAAUACAUUUGAAUCCAAAAUGUUAUCUGUUAAGUAAAUAAACUGAGGAGUCGUAUGAUGUUGAGGGUUUGCAGAGUUUGCAUCUGCAGAGUUUCAAGUAACAGAAUUCCUUGAAGGUAAAUAAUCUUGUCAAAAUCAAUCUGUUUAUAGCAGCAAAUGUGGUGAUACUUAUUUGGUUAAAGCUUAAACCUUCUGUUUAGACUUCAGUUUACAGAUGUUUAAAUGUUCAUGUGACAGUGAUGAUCAGCGGUGCUGACUGUCAUUGUUAUGAAGGGAAGCUGCUUUAGGGGAUACAGAAAUCAGCAUCAGCCUCCAUACAGCUGUUUGCUUCUUUUUCACAUGUGUGUCACAAAUGUGGCUAGACUCAUUUAACAAAUCGUAAAUACGGCAAAGUUACACAUUCUUUGAAGAGAUCUGAUUGUAGAACGUUUCUAAAACUAACAAGGAUCUUGUUAACAGGAAUGAUAAAUAACAAAAUGUCUCAACAGAAAUGUUUUGAAUUCUUUGGUAAAAGCUAUUUAAGUUACAAAAAAAAAAAAAA
Oryzias melastigma (Indian medaka) is the source of this 5048-nucleotide messenger RNA. It is a transcript of the gene hykk.2, whose product is annotated as hydroxylysine kinase, tandem duplicate 2. The coding region runs from base 795 to 1865 and encodes 356 amino acids. The transcript has 5 exons. The record is from RefSeq and is a predicted model, not a curated record. Lineage: Eukaryota; Metazoa; Chordata; Actinopteri; Beloniformes; Adrianichthyidae. Gene Ontology annotation, molecular function: amino acid kinase activity.